Molecule: messenger RNA, 3149 nt
Organism: Lepisosteus oculatus (spotted gar)
Lineage: Eukaryota; Metazoa; Chordata; Actinopteri; Semionotiformes; Lepisosteidae
Source: RefSeq, a predicted model, not a curated record
AAACCACAACACAAGCUCCAAGAAUGAAAACCACUUUCCAAAGUACAUCAGCUUCUUCAUCGCCAACAACAUCUCAACCAGGAAGUACUUCUCAACAAUCCACUGAUACUAUAACUUCAAUCAGCACUUCACAUCCAUCAGCUAUUGCACCUACAGCACCUCCAUCAACAUCAACUUUUACUUCAACAGAAACAAGUGCAGUACCUCAAUCCACAGAUUCAAGUUCAAGAGGUACUACAACGACUACAAGUUCAGCGCUUUCAUCACCAACAAGUCUCCGUCCUGCCUCAACAACUGUGCUAACCAUAUCAACUGCUCCACCAAGUACAACAACCGCCCUUAUAAGUACUACUCCACCUGCUACCACUACAAGAAUAACUUUAACUACGUCUACAAAUCCUCCAUCUAUGGAAUCUGUAGCAUAUCCAAGAACAACACAAGCUCCAAGUAUAAAAACCACUUUCCAAAGCAUAUCAGGUUCUUCAACACCAAUAACAUCUCAACCAGCAAGUCCUUCUGCUUCAACCACUAUCCAAACCAUAUUAGCUGUGCCACCAAGUACAGUGUCUGCUCUGACAAGUACUACUCCACCUGCUACCACAUCCAGAAUAAAUUCAAACAUGAGCCCAAAUCCACAAUCUACUGAAACUACAACAUUUCCAUCAACAACCAGAUCAAUGGUUUUAACCACUCUCCAGACCACAUCAGCUGCAGCAUCAAUUUCUCAACCAGAUGGUAUUACAAUGUCUACAACAAUCACAUCUUCAAGUACAGCCACUUCUUCAACUACAGCAUCUCCAUCAAGAUCAACUGUCUUCUCCUUAUCUUCUUCUGUAACCUCAUUACUUGCUACAAGGACACCUGCCUCCAUGUUCCAAGCAAGUAUCCCCUUCACAACCACUACUGUCCCACCCACGAGAACCAGAGCAGUGUUGUCUGCUGAAAUUACAGCUGUCUCCUCCCAUACAAGUUUGUCACCCACAACCACAAGUGCCCUGCCCACAAUACCCGGAACUGUGCCAUAUAGUGUUGCUGUAGUUGCCUCUAACACUACGACGGUCUCCUCCACACCCACAACUGUCUCACAUACAAUAUCUAGUACAGUACCAGCUGCUGCAAAUAGAGCUUCCUCCUCCACAGUAGCUGUCCUACCCAUGGCAACCAGAACUGUGCCAACUAAUGCACCUGUAGCUGCAUCGUCCACCACUACUGUGUCACCCACGACAGCCAGAAUUGUGCAAGCUACUGCUACAGCUGCCUCCUCCACUGCAACUCUCCCACCCUCAGCCUCAACUCUCCCACAUACUCUCACCAUUACAAAAUCAGCUCAAAGCACUACAAUGGUUCCAACAGAAUCUUUCUCCACCACCACAACCAGCAAAGCUCCUACAACCACAGCUGCAACAAUUACAACAUUCUCCACCUUUACUGCAACAACUACAUCAGGCACAAUAACUACAGCUACCCAAUUAUCAAGUGUUCCAGCAACAAACGCUAUGUUUACCACAAUCCCCCAUAGCACUACAUCCAUUAUGGAACCCAAUGGCACUGUGGCCCCAAUGACAACAAAUGCAACAGUGCACACAGCCAGAAGUACUCCCAUUAAAAUUUCAACAACAAUUCCCACUGCAGCUACCUCUUCCUCAAUCACAGCAGCAAUCUCCACCACUGCAACUGCACCAACCACCACAGCUGCCCUGACAAGGACAACCACAUCAGUUCCCAUCACAACAGGAACUGCCAUCAUAAAUACAACUUCACCAACAACCACAUUCACACAUCUCCCUGUCAUUACAGUUCCCCCCACCACUGCAACCUCAGCUUCCCCAUCAACCACAGCUACAAAUGCUGCUACCACCACACGAACACAGACAAUCACAAAAUUGCCAUCUUCUACAAUCACAGGUGUCUCAGCUACUACAACCUUAGCUGCCCCAAACAUGAAACCUACAAGCUCUUCAAAAACUACAACUGUACCUACAGUUUCAGCAGUUACACAGUUUACUACCAUCAGACCAGUAACAACCACUACUUUUGCAAAACAUGCCAAUACAACAACAACCACCAAUACAACCACAGGUGUCCCACCCAGCACCAUCAGCAUGGCACCAGCUAUCAGUAGCACAAAUGUAACACUCUCCAGUACUACGAGCACAGCUGCAGCUCUUACAGGAGAAUUUCUUUCCAUAUCCACUACUGUCCCCACCACUACAACAACAAAAGGACCCACCAAUGUGUCCCCCAUGGUAGUCCCCACUAUUUUAACCCCUACAUCUAUACCCACCUUUGCAACCACAAGCACUUCUCACAUAAUGAAAACCACCCCUUCCACCACACCCAUGACAGCAGCACCUGUGCCCAUGGUCACAACAGAAACCUCGACAAGACCCUCCACCACAGUUACGCCAGUUGCCCCCACUACUACAGCUUCUUUGUUUAAUAUCUCCAUGAGUGAACCUUCGACAUCAACUCUUCCUCCAACAUCUCCGGCUACUUCAGCAAAAUUGCUCACGUCUCUUGCUUCCGCUACAAUGACCAGGGCUGCUGCUGCCCCCAUCACAACAGCUUCUUCAGUUCCCAUUAAAGUAAAUGGAUCACUCAUUGCUGUGCUAAGACUUGAGUUCAUAACCACACAACAUACUCCCAGUGAAGCUGAGGUCAUCAAAACUCUGUCUACAGUCCUGGCUCCUUACAAAUCUCUGGGAAUCUAUCUAGUCAACAUCUUCAAAUUCACUUAUGAGAACAAAACAUCAGAUGCCUUUGCUGUCAAUAUCAGCUUCCUCAUCAGCAAUCUGACCAUUCCAGAAGGAGCUGAUUUAACCAAUGAAACUUACAACAAAACCCAGGAGACCAUCAAUGAUGUGUUUAAGGAUAUACUUAAUAAACAUUUGGGUGACAACCAGUCAACGUUCCCUCCAGCUAAAUUCAGAACUGAGAACAAUCAGAUCCAGGCCGAAAUGAUAUACAGCUUCAACACUGGAGACAUCAAGAGCCCAAGCAAACUACUGAAGGAGCUUCUGAACAUCACUGGAUCAGUCAAGGACAUCACAGCCACUCUGACCAUCAGUGGUCAGCCAGUGACAAAGCUUACAGCUCCCACUACAAUACCAACAGUAUCACCACCCCUUAAAAGAAACAAAGUCACUUGA